AUGCUUCUUAAGUUCCGGAGGCAAUGCGGAGAGGAGACAAAGCAAGAGUCUGAGUUGCAAACAAAGUCGAUCAUCCAGGCCCAUGCAGUGGGUGUUUCACCCAGUUCCCUCGGCGCAGAUCCUGCGGGCAAGGCCAACGAGCUCAUUCGAUUGCGUCUUCCAGGCGGGCAGCUCAUUCAGGUAGAGGAGGCUGUUGCCCUGCUCAUCAAGGCCCUGGUGUCUGUGGCGGAGCUCUACCUCAAGCAGCCGGUCAAGCGGGCUGUCCUAGGCGUCCCGGCCCGAUGGACCAAGGCUCAGCGUUACGCGCUUGAGUACUCCGCCAAGCUUGCAGGGCUGACGUCGGUCCGGCUCAUUCCGGAGCCAGAGCUCGCAGUCAGGGCCUACGGCGUGCGGGCCAGCCCAAACGCACACAUCAUUACAGGCGGCGGGAACCUGGGCGCGAAGCCCAUGGGCUUAGCGGGGAACGCGGAGCUGGAUGAUCUCCAGCAACGCAUUGAAGAGGACCCCUACUCUGCAUCUCAAGAAGACUGGAGGCAGCACAUGGAAGUUGAGAUGAAACAGCAGGAUCCGACCUUGAAGCACAUCCUUGUUGCGGAUCUCGGUGGCGGAACCUUUGAUGUCUGCAUUGUACGGAAGUGGGUGGAGUGGGACGAAAUCCACAUGCUUUGCACCAGCGGUGACGAGCGCUUGGGAGGCGACGACUUCGACCAAGCUCUCGCAGAUUGGGUCCUCAAAGAGCUGAAGUCAGAGCUGACACAGCGGCGGAGGUGGCCCUUGCCUGCUAUUGAGAGACAGAAGCUGCUGGUGCAGGCACGCAAGGCCAAGGAGCGGCUGUCGAGCAGCGACACAGCCGACAUCCUCCUGGAUGAUCUCCAGGUGACUGUCAGCAAGGACAACUUCCGAGUUGUUUGCCUGGCCGUGCUAGAGCGCAUGUUGCAGCCCAUUCGCGAAGCGGCGUAUGGCGCGCACUUGCGCCUGCCUUUCGAAAGCCUGGCGAUUGAGACCAUGGAUGCCGCCGGAAGGGCCCGGAAGAGGAAGUUGAGCCAGAAGGACCUCCAAAGAAAGACCCGCUCCUUGCGGGCAAAGCACAAGUCCAGCGACGUGGAGGACCGCGAGGAAAUCAUGGUGGACGAAAUCCUGCUUAUCGGCGCAGCGACCUGGACGCCAGCCGUUCGUGAGAUGCUGACUCUGUGCACUGGGGUGCAACCCACUAGCGCGGUCAUUGAUCCGGAGACGGCCGUGGCUCUCGGCGCAGCAAUCCUGGCAUCCAUCAUGGACAACCAGAUGGUUGACAUGCAGGUGCAUUCUAACUGGCGCGCGGCCUGGACAAAGUACCUGCUGGAGCGCCCGGAGCUGGUCGAGAAGAUGGAGGCCGAGAGGCGACAGAAGGCCGCAACGGUUCCCAGCACCGAGCCUCCCGCGUGA
Molecule: messenger RNA, 1425 nt
Organism: Symbiodinium natans
Lineage: Eukaryota; Dinophyceae; Suessiales; Symbiodiniaceae
Source: the annotation of a GenBank genome assembly